AUGCUCGAUUUCCCUUCCGAAUCAGAAGACCAAACUUCCAACUACGAUGAACAAUUCUCUCGUGUGUGUUAUUACAUUAGCGGAGCCGGAGGAGGAGGAACGGAUCCUACAUUGGCCACUCCGGUCAGAGGUCUUCCUCUCUCCAAUGACGACUAUUCCUCCAAACCCUCCUUUCGACUCAAAGAAAGUGAAGAAUACGACCAAGUCAUUCGCCUCACUCGUCAAUGUACCUUUCUAGCCAUCGGGAGUUGGCUUCUAUGCUGUGGCUGUUUCUAUUCCUGUUUUUGUUUUUUACCUCUCUUGAGAAAGAAUUUCAUCUUUCAUAACCAUGAAUGUUCCUUCUUGGAAGAUGCACGAUGGAAAUACGUGAGAAGCUUCCGAGGGAAUCGAUACAAAGACUCGCCGUAUCGGAGAGUGAGAAAAAUUGCAGAACGAGCAGUGGAGUUUGGAUUUGUGGGAUGCUGUGCUGUGAAUGUGUUGAUUUUGUUUUGGGUUUUUGCGUUGGGAAUUGCUGCGUUGGUGGUUACUUUGGUCAUGUUGUUCGGACAUUUGAGAUGA
This is a messenger RNA of Naegleria fowleri, 558 nucleotides long. RefSeq lists its product as uncharacterized. The record is from RefSeq and is a predicted model, not a curated record. Lineage: Eukaryota; Heterolobosea; Eutetramitea; Acrasida; Naegleriidae. The coding region runs from base 1 to 558 and encodes 185 amino acids. The transcript has a single exon.